Messenger RNA from Acaromyces ingoldii, 1011 nucleotides. Its product is annotated as Translin. Gene Ontology annotation, biological process: RNA metabolic process. NCBI's taxonomy places the organism in Eukaryota, Fungi, Basidiomycota, Exobasidiomycetes, Exobasidiales, Cryptobasidiaceae. Gene Ontology annotation, molecular function: single-stranded DNA binding; RNA binding; sequence-specific DNA binding. The record is from RefSeq and is a predicted model, not a curated record. Bases 103 to 876 code for a protein of 257 amino acids. Gene Ontology annotation, cellular component: nucleus; cytoplasm. The transcript is spliced from 4 exons.
CUCAAUUCUUCUCCACCAGAGUGACAGGACGGCCCAUCGAGCGCCUUUCAAUUGCAAGAAAGGGAGAGAGAGGGAGAGAGGGAACAAUAGAAUCGCCUCGCAAUGGCAUCUGGUGUGCAAGUCGACUUCAGCGCGCUCCUGGCUGAGCUCGAGGCAGACAGGGCGCUGUCAGAGAAGAUCCGCGAGCAGGCAAAGGAGCUCGACAAGACCUACCGUUCCCUAGCCUCGGUCCUCAACCGGGUCCACUCGACGCCGGCGAACCAAGUGCGGACCAACAUUGUCGAUCAGACGGUGCCGCCGUUCGAACAGGCCAGGCAUGACCUUCGUCUCCUCGUCGAGCUUGUCCCCGACAACCAGUUCUGGAAGUGGAACGAUGCGUGGUCGAUGACGCUGCAGCGCGCCUCGUACGCCGUCGCGCUGACCUUUUAUCUCGGCACCGGCCGGCUGAUCACCAAGGACCAGACGGCGCGCAUCCUCGCCCUCGACGCGGCGUCGCCCGCCGCCACGCACGGCCGGCUGCUCUUCACCACCGAAGAGUACCUUCACUCGCUCGUGAGCAUGAUCAACGACCUCUCGCGCCUGGCCGUCAACAGCGUCACGCUGGGCGACUUCGCGACGCCCCUCCGCCUCAGCGCCUUUGUCAAGGACCUCCACGCUGGGUUCCAGCUGCUGAAUCUGAAAAACGACAGCCUGCGCAAGCGCUUCGACAGCAUCAAGUACGACGUCAAGAAGAUCGAGGAGGUCGUCUACGACAUUUCUCUCCGUGGUCUCGUCAAGCCGCAGGAGAGCAACGAGAUGAGCGGCCUGGGCCUCGAGGCGGACGAGGCACAGACGAUAGCCGUCCUCGACUUGCUCGCAGGGACAAGAGCAGCGUGAACGCUUAGACACACCUACCACACUUUGUAUCAACAAAUUUAGGGCCUUUGCACGAUAGCAACUCCAGCACCAGCACCAUCACAAUCUUCAGAAGUGGCCCAUAUCACCCAUGAAUGAAUAAUGAAUUGGACAUUA